Alexandromys fortis (reed vole) is the source of this 1414-nucleotide messenger RNA. It is a transcript of the gene Otulinl, whose product is annotated as OTU deubiquitinase with linear linkage specificity like. The coding region runs from base 127 to 1041 and encodes 304 amino acids. NCBI's taxonomy places the organism in Eukaryota, Metazoa, Chordata, Mammalia, Rodentia, Cricetidae. The transcript is spliced from 7 exons. The record is from RefSeq and is a predicted model, not a curated record.
UCGUGGGCGGGAGCACGGACCGCUGUCUCCGCGGCUGAGCUCGCGAUCGCGGCGACGGGGAAGCCAGCGGGGCUCCGGGCUGUACCCGGGGCGGAGGGUGCGCGCGGGUGGAGGCGCGCGGCCCGCAUGGAGGCGCCGAGGAGCCCGCCGCGGGAGCGGGAGCGCGCCCGGACCCCCGCAGUAGGAAGUGACCAAGUUCACUCCUGGAUACUGGUUACAAGCCAAGUCGUUAGCAUUGCCUGGAGAGCUGCAAGGGCCUCUGUGACGAUGGUGCUGUCGCUUCUGUCAGCUUCCCUCUGCUACUUCAGAAGGCUGCAUUUACAUCUGGGGCACCGGCUGAAGUGGUGGAUUGGCUAUCUGCAGAGAAAAUUCAAAAGAAACCUCAGUGUGGAGGCAGAAGUAGAUCUACUCAGCUAUUGCGCAAGAGAGUGGAAAGGAGAAACGCCGCGUGCCAAACUGAUGCGGAAGCUUCCUGAAAAGCUACUCUUUUCUCAAGGCUGUAACUGGAUCCAGCAGUACAGUUUUGGACCUGAGAAGUAUACAGGUUCCAAUGUGUUUGGAAAGUUACGGAAAUGCGUGGAGUUACUGAAAACGCAGUGGACCGAGUUUAGUGGGAUGAGAGAUUAUCACAAGAGAGGGAGCAUGUGCAACAUCCUCUUCUCCGACGCCAUCCUGGAGUAUAAACUCUACGAGGCUGUGAAGUUCAUCAUGCUCUACCAGGUCACGGAAGUGUACGAGCAAAUGAAGACGAACAAGAUAAUCCCCGGCCUUUUCCGACUCCUGUUUUCCAGGGAGUCCUCCUCGGACCCUUUGAGCUUCAUGAUGAAUCACCUGAAUCCCAUGGGGGACACCUGUGGACUGGAGCAGAUUGACAUGUUUAUACUCGGGUAUUCCCUCCAAGUAAAGAUAAAAGUGUUCCGACUGUUCAAGUUUAACUCCAGAGACUUCACAGUCUACUACCCUGAGGACCCUGUGAGGGAGUGGCCAGAGAUCGCGCUGCUGACCGAGAAUGACCGCCAGUACCACAUUCCCGUCUUUUAAGUCCCCGAUGGACUGAACAUUGGCUUUUCUCAGUGACAGCGGUCAUACUUGCAAGAGAAAUAUUUCUGAAAAGCCCAUGGUACCGUUUUAGCCAAGGAGGGCACUAAGACCUACGGGAAAACUGGGUGGGGAGAGCCACUGAUUUCCUCCACCGCCACACACAUUUGGGGUUUGGCAUGUUGGAAGAGAUCUGCUGGGUUCACACCGUGAUGUGCCUUCAAGACAUAGAGAGACUUCAUGUGGACAAAAAGACAAGGGAAAUGGCUGACCUCAGCCGCAGGAACUUUUCAUCUCUGACCUUUGUGUUCUUUAUCAAGAGGGAUCUCUCUGGGGAUUCGGGACGAUCAUAAAUAAACAUGUUUUAUAAGCAUUA